Molecule: messenger RNA, 1378 nt
Organism: Sphaeramia orbicularis (orbiculate cardinalfish)
Lineage: Eukaryota; Metazoa; Chordata; Actinopteri; Kurtiformes; Apogonidae
Gene: aanat1
Product: arylalkylamine N-acetyltransferase 1
Exons: 3
Coding region: 150-758 (202 amino acids)
Biological process (GO): response to light stimulus; circadian rhythm
Cellular component (GO): cytoplasm
Molecular function (GO): aralkylamine N-acetyltransferase activity
Source: RefSeq, a predicted model, not a curated record
CUGCCAUUGCGCUCAGUCUUUGGCACAGUCUGGUUACGCACGGAUCAGGCUGGGUGUGCGGGUUGAAGCAGACACGUUUUCCGACUAAGAAAGUACGAUCUUGGCUUUUGAAUUGUUUAUUUGGACAUCUGGGGUGGAGUAUUUGAAUCAUGUCCGUAGUGAGCGCAGUGCCAUUCAUGAGGCCGCUCCAUAUGCGCUCUCCGGUGCCGAGGGGCCGCCGCCACACGCUGCCGGCCAGCGAGUUCCGCUCCCUGAGCCCGGAGGACGCCAUCAGCGUGUUCGAGAUAGAGAGAGAAGCCUUCAUUUCAGUGUCUGGUGAGUGUCCCCUGUACCUGGACGAGGUGCGUCACUUCCUCAGUCUGUGUCCUGAGCUGUCUCUUGGCUGGUUUGAGGAGGGACGUCUGGUGGCUUUUAUCAUUGGCUCACUGUGGGACCAGGACAGGCUUACAGAGGAUGCUCUGACCCUCCAUAAGCCUCAUGGGACCACCGUCCACAUCCAUGUCCUGGCGGUCCACCGGACCUUCCGCCAGCAGGGCAAAGGCUCCAUCCUGAUGUGGCGCUACCUCCAGUACCUCCGCUGCAUGCCCUGCGUCCGCCGCGCAGUGCUCAUGUGUGAAGACUUCCUAGUUCCUUUCUACCGAAAGUCAGGGUUCAAGGUGCAGGGUCCCAGUAACAUCACGGUGGGACCCCUCACCUUCAUUGAAAUGUUCUACCCGGUCAGAGGUCACGCCUUCAUGCGCCGUAACAGCGGCUGCUGAGAACAGACGGAUGUGAUGUGGAUUUUGUCCUGGAAUGUGAAUGAGCAGUCGUUUGAACAGCUUUGUGGCACAUGGACGACCAUCACUGUGGUUGUGUUUGUGACGGUCGCUGUGGACAAGACUUUUCCAGCUGGUGUGUGUUUGGAGAAAACACAGUCUUCAUCCAACAGCUGCAGAAACAUGCUUAAUGUGACUGUAAUAUAAAAACCACAUCACAGAGCACACCUGCAAAAGAAUGUCAACGGUGACAGUUUCAGAUGUUUUGUAUGUUCUUUUCCAUAUGUUUUUGAUAAAUGCUGGACAUUUACACCUCAAUAGAACGCAGCUGCCUUGUUUACGUCAUUACCCUCUUUUUGUACUUUUUGGUUUGCUUUCUUUUUGUUUAGUUCAUCUGUAAUGUUUAUGGCUCUCUGAAGUUUAUGCUAUAAUUUGUAAAGAAACAGUAACAUGCCAAAGUAAACAGUUAACCUUUAAUGAUGGUGAACUGACAAAAAUACUGACUAAAGAUGCAGUGUCAGAAUAUGAGGCAGUGUAAUUUAUGUAAUGAUUACAACAUAUUUUCUCCACAAAGCUAGUGGUAGUAUGUAAACAUGUCCAGGAGGUCAUGUAUUUUAACCCAU